AUGGUAUGAUCCUGAUACAUAGGGAUCAUGGUGGGGGUUUCAGGUCGAUGGAUUGCCCCUGAAUCGUUCUAAUGUGGGGGAAUUCUUCCCAUGCUCAGAGAGCCAGAGCGAAGGAGGAGAAGGAGGAGGAGCAGAUGGAGGAGCAGAUGGAGUAUGUUGAUGAAACUGACGAUGACGAGUGGCAACAAAAAGUCUGUUCUCAUCUACUGGAGAAGUUCAGGUGUGUGUCUGAGGGAGUCGCUGUUGCAGGGGAGCCGACACCUCUGAAUGACAUCUACACAGAGCUCUUCAUCACAGAGAGAGGCAGUGGAGAGUUCAGCAUGGAACACGAAGUCAGACUGAUUGAAACUGCUUCCAGGAAACCAGCCAAGGAGGAAACACCAAUCAGAUGUGAAAACAUCUUUAAACCCUUACCUGGACAAAAUCAACCAAUCAGAACAAUGAUGACAACUGGAGUUGCCGGCAUUGGUAAAACCGUCUUAACACACAAGUUCACUCUGGACUGGGCUGAAGGCAAAACCAACCAGGACAUACACAUCAUAAUUCCCUUCACUUUCAGAGAGCUGAAUUUACUGAAAGGGAAAGAGUUCAGCUUGGUGGAACUUCUUCAUCACUUCUUUAUUGAGAUCAAAGAACCAGGAAUCUGCCAAUUCGACUGGUUCCAAGUUGUCUUCAUCUUGGAUGGUCUGGAUGAGUGUCGGCUUCCCCUGGACUUCCAGAACAACCCGAUCUGGACUGAUGUCACAAAGUCCACCUCGGUGGACGUGCUGCUGACCAACCUCAUCAGGGGCGACCUGCUUCCCUCCGCUCGCAUCUGGAUAACCACACGCCCUGCGGCAGCCAAUCAGAUCCCUGCUGAGUGUGUUGACAUGGUGACAGAGGUGAGGGGGUUCAACGACCAACAGAAGGAGGAGUACUUCAGGAAGAGAUUCAGAGAGGAGACGCUGGCCAGCACAAUCAUCUCCCACGUCAAGAAAUCACGAAGCCUCCACAUCAUGUGUCACAUCCCAGUCUUCUGUUGGAUCACUGCUUCAGUUCUGGAGGACUUCUUCAAAACAUCCCAGACAGGAGAGGAGACCCCCAAAACCAUGACUCAGAUGUACCUCCACUUCCUGAGGGUUCAGACCAUACAGGGGGACAGAAAGUAUUGUGGGAUGCCAGAGAACAGGGAGAUCAUCCUUUCUCUGGGAAAACUGGCUUUUAACCAGCUGGAGAAAGGCAACCUUAUCUUCUACGAGGCAGACCUGGCAGAGUGUGACAUCGAUAUCAGAGCAGCCUCAGUGUACUCAGGAGUGUUUACCCAGAUCUUUAAAGAGGAGUGUUGGCUUUACCAGGAGAAGGUGUUCUGCUUUGUCCAUCUGAGCCUCCAGGAGUUUCUGGCAGCCCUUCAUGUCUUCCAGUCAUACAUAAACACUGGCGUGGAUCUGCUCUCAGAAAAAAAAGAAAGAAAAAUGAAUCUCUUGAGGAAGAAAUCUCUACUUCACCACCUCUGCCGGAGUGCUGUGGACAAGGCCUUACAGAGUGAGAAUGGACACCUUGACUUGUUCCUCCGCUUCCUCCUGGGCCUCUAUCUGGAGACCAAUCAGAUUCUCAUACGAGAUCUGCUGGGACAGAAAGGAAGAAGCUUGCUGGCCAAUCAGGAAACAGUCAGUUACAUCCAGGAGAAGAUAAGUGAAGAUCUCCCUCCAGAGGGAAUUCUCAAUCUGUUCCAGUGUCUGGAUGAGCUUAACGACCGUUCCCUAGUGAAGGAGAUCCAACAGUACCUUACAUCAGGAAGUAUCUCUGGAAAAUCUCUCUCCCCUGCUCAGUGUUCAGCUCUGGCCUUCAUCUUACUGUCAUCAGAAGAGGAGCUGGACGUGUUUGACAUGAAGAAAUACUCAGCCUCAGAGAGAGGUCUUCUGAGGCUGCUGCCAGUGGUCAAAGCCUCCAAAACAUCUCUGAUGAAUGGCUGUCGGUUGUCAGAGAGAUGCUGUGAAGCUCUGGCCUCAGUUCUCAGCUCCAACUUCUCUAGUCUGAGAGAGCUGGACCUGAGUAACAAUGAUCUGCAGGAUUCAGGAGUGAAGCUGCUCUCUGCUGGACUGGGGAGUCCAGACUGUACACUGGAAACUCUCUGUCUGAUUGGCUGUCAGCUGUCAGAGGAAUGCUGUGAAGCUCUGGCCUCAGUUCUCAGCUCCAACUCCUCUCGUCUGACGGAGCUGGACCUGAGUUCCAAUGAUCUGCAGGAUUCAGGAGUGAAGCUGCUCUCUGCUGGACUGGGGAGUCCACACUGUACACUGGAAACUCUCUGCUUGUCUGGCUGCCUGGUCACACAGGAAGGCUGUGCUUCUCUGGCCUCAGCUCUGAGCUCCAACCCCUCCCAUCUGAGAGAGCUGUACCUGAGCUACAAUCACCCAGGAGACUCUGGGGCUGCGCUGCUCUCUGCUGGACUGGAGGAUCCACGCUGGAGACUGGACACUCUCAGUGUGGAGCACGGUGGAGUGUGGAGGCUGAAACCUGGUCUAAAGAAGUAUGCCUGUGACCUCACACUGGACCCCAACACGGCCUACAGACGACUCUCUCUGUCUGAGGACAACAGGAAGGUGACGAAGGUUGGAGCGGACCAGUCGUAUCCGUAUCACCCAGACAGAUUUGACUUCCAGUGCCAGGUCUUGGGUAGAGAGGCUCUGACUGGCCGCUGUUACUGGGAGGUAGAGAGGGAAGGAGUGGUUUAUAUAGGAGUGACAUACAGAGGAAUCAAAAGGAGAGGAAAAUUUUAUGACAGCGAGCUUGGACGGAACAACAAGUCCUGGGUUCUUUAUUGUUAUGAUAGUCGUUACUCUGUCCGGUACAACGGUAUAGAGACAACCCUCCCUCUCCCCCCCGCUGGCUCCACCAGAGUAGGAGUGUAUCUGGACCGGCCUGCUGGCUCUCUGUCCUUCUACAGAGUGUCCCCAGGUGGAGGAGGGUCCUCAGACACACUGACACACAUCCUUACCUUCUGGUCCUCCUUCACCCAGGAGGACCUCCUC
Messenger RNA from Gadus chalcogrammus (walleye pollock), 3008 nucleotides. RefSeq names its product NLR family CARD domain-containing protein 3-like. The transcript has 7 exons. The record is from RefSeq and is a predicted model, not a curated record. The annotation marks the transcript as partial. NCBI's taxonomy places the organism in Eukaryota, Metazoa, Chordata, Actinopteri, Gadiformes, Gadidae. Gene Ontology annotation, molecular function: protein binding.